This is a messenger RNA of Salarias fasciatus (jewelled blenny), 2290 nucleotides long. Its product is annotated as serum response factor-like. The record is from RefSeq and is a predicted model, not a curated record. Gene Ontology annotation, molecular function: cis-regulatory region sequence-specific DNA binding; protein dimerization activity; DNA-binding transcription factor activity, RNA polymerase II-specific. Gene Ontology annotation, biological process: positive regulation of transcription by RNA polymerase II. The transcript is spliced from 7 exons. Bases 264 to 1847 code for a protein of 527 amino acids. Lineage: Eukaryota; Metazoa; Chordata; Actinopteri; Blenniiformes; Blenniidae.
CUUGGGGCGGAUUGAUCUCGGGGGCUGGACCUCGCUGUGAAAACAACUUGAAGUUAAUUUAGGUGAUUUCUCGAUUUCUCAUCAAACUUAUCGACCCGAUACAGAUCGAUCCCCGAGGCCCGGUGACGGCCCGCAGCGGAGCUCGACCCCCGCCGACUCUCUCAUGGAAUUGCUGCUGAAGUAACUAGCCUGGUUAGCCGCGCAGCUAGCUCCGGGAGGAGGACGCUGUCAGGCCCGGCCGGAGCGAAGGGACUCUGCGGGGAAUGCUAGCAGGGAGCGCGGCCACAAUGGGCACCAGGGCCAGAGUGGCGCGGGCGGAUAACGGACCGGAGUUGAACAGCCUGGAGGUGAACGCCGCCGCGGGGCCGGGUAGCGGUGAUGCCCUGGAGACCGACAGAGGCCAGUACGAGGAGCGGGACUACACCGCCGAGGUGGUCUACAGCGGCUCCGACCAGGACUCGGAGUCCGGGGAGGACGAGGAGGCGCCGGGCCCGGUGGGGCGGCGGAGAGGCGUGAAGCGGGAGAGGACCGAGAGGAUAGUGGGACGCCAGGCGGCGCGCACCCCCGGAGGCCGGAGCGAGGCUUACGGCGAUGUCAGCCCCGGUGGUUCGGGGAUGAAGCCCGGCAAGAAGACCAGAGGAAGGGUGAAGAUUAAGAUGGAGUUCAUCGACAACAAGCUGCGGCGGUACACGACCUUCAGCAAGAGGAAGACCGGCAUCAUGAAGAAGGCCUACGAGCUCUCCACGCUGACGGGGACUCAGGUGCUGCUGCUCGUCGCCAGUGAGACGGGUCACGUCUACACAUUCGCCACCAGGAAGCUGCAGCCAAUGAUCACCUCGGAGACUGGGAAGGCGCUCAUCCAGACCUGUCUCAACUCACCCGACUCGCCGCCGCGCUCCGACCCCUCGUCUGACCAGAGGAUGAGCGCCACGGGCUUCGAGGAGACCGACCUCACCUACCAGGUGUCGGAGGGUGACGGCACUGUGGAAGGUGCCAAGGAUGGAAUGAAGCCGACCUUCAGCCUGCCCGGCUCUGCCCAGCCCUCCUCUUCCCCCUCCUCCUCCUCCUCCUCAGUGUCUAUGCAGGUACAGAGCAGCGCCCCCUCCUGGCAGCCCCCCUGCUCCUCCUCCUCCUCCUCCUCCUCCUCCUCCUGCACCAAUGGGACAGUUUUGAAGACGUCGGCGGGCGUCGUGCUUCCUGGAGGCUUCACCUUGAUGACAGCAGGCGCCCCGCUGCCCCCCGGCACACACACCAUCCCCCUCAGCCAGCUGCAGGGCCAACCUCUGGCCAUCCAGGGCCCCGUGGCCCCGGGCCCCGCCAACAUUUUGCACACUUCAACCGCACAGCCCACCACGCUGCUCCGCCUUCCCACCACCGUGUCGUUACCGGGCCAGUCCGUCUCUCAGCAGCUACAGACCAUCCAGGUCCAAGCCAGCAGCCAGCAGACGUCCAGCCCUGACAUCAACCCCCCCACUUCCUCUGCAGCCGGACUUCCUGUCUCCAUCGUGUCCUCCUCUUCCUCCUCCUCUUCCUCCGCCUCAGGGGCGAGUCACAUGGUGUACCCCGGUGCUCAUACUGUGAUGUACGCCACGCGGACCCCCUCGCUGGGCGACGGCAGCCUCACGGUCCUGAACACCUUCCCUCCGACAGGCCACACCCAGACACACGACCCCACUGCCGUCUCGCAGGUUUUCCUCACAUCGCUUCCUCAAGUCGCCGGUCAGAUCCCCGUUUCUGCAGUCCAGCUUCACCCAAUGGUGAUCAGCGGGCAGAGCAGCAGCAGCAGCAGCAACCUGACGGAGCUCCAGGUCGUCAGUCUGGACGUCCACCAAUCAAAGCACGACUGAUCGUCCCAACGCUUCCUGUUUACAUUGUUUUCGGUGGUGACAGUGAAGGAAACACAAACAUGUCGAAUGGAAGGAGGUCCUGUCGCUGGUCGGAUGAUCCUCGAGGCUCGGAGCCGCUGUGAAGUCGUUGUCACGGCAACACAAAUUGAAAACAUGAAGGUUUGGACUGAUGCGUUCAGGGACCCCGUCGGACACACAGCUGGAUGAAACUGUGCCGGUCGAUGUGAAAGCGUGGAGCCUUUUUCUGCAAUCAGAUAUUUUUGAUAUUCAGAAAUAAAUGUUUUUCUUUCUUUUCUUUUUUUAAAUAAAACUUGUUUUCUACGGCUUUGAGAUUAAAGUUUAUAUGUAAAUGAAUGUUUCUUCUUCAUGUCAUGUAACUUUAACUCACUACAGGAAAAACAAUCUCAUGAAAAAAAUAAAUGAAGUCGUCUUUCAUCUUUUUA